This is a messenger RNA of Entrophospora sp. SA101, 753 nucleotides long. The record is from the annotation of a GenBank genome assembly. NCBI's taxonomy places the organism in Eukaryota, Fungi, Glomeromycota, Glomeromycetes, Entrophosporales, Entrophosporaceae.
AUGACAACUAAUCGUCAAAAAAUUAAACACUUAAUAGUGGAUUCUGGACCUUUUAUUAAAUUAACAGAUGUUCGUUCACUAGCUGAAAAUGUAUACACUGUACCUGAAGUAGUUUCAGAACUUCGUGAUCAACAUGCCAGAGACUUCUUUAAACAAAUUUCUUUUGACAUCAAGUUAAAGAGACCUUCUGAUAGUGCAUUAAGAGAAGUGAUGAAUUUUUCAAAAAAAACUGGUGAUUUUGCAAAUUUAUCAGUAGUUGAUUUUAAAGUAUUGGCUUUGACUUAUAUGAUUGAGUCAGAGACUAACGGCGCUGAUAAUUUACACUCAGUGACAGAUGCAAAUAAUAUAUCAAAACAUAUAGAAAACAAUCGAGAUUUAUCCAUUGAUAUACAAGAAGAAGAAACAAUAGGUGUUGCAUGCACUACAAUUGAUUAUAGUAUGCAAAAUGUUUUAUUACAAAUGGGGCUUAAUUUAAUAUCUGUGGAGGGUAAAAGAAUCAAACAAAUAAAAAAUUGGGUCUUGCGUUGUCAUGCAUGUUACAAAAUAACUACCAACAUGGAAAAAAAAUUUUGUCCCAAAUGUGGCGGACCAACAUUAAUCCGUACUUCUACAAGUACUGAUGCAAAUGGUAACGUCAAAUAUUAUUUAAAGAAAAAUUUUCAAUAUAAAUUACGUGGCACUAAGUACUCAAUUCCAAACCCCAAAGGAGGCCGUAAUCCUAACAACCCAAUACUUUACGAUGUAUUCAAUUGA